Gregarina niphandrodes is the source of this 963-nucleotide messenger RNA. RefSeq names its product glutamine cyclotransferase. The coding region runs from base 1 to 963 and encodes 320 amino acids. Gene Ontology annotation, molecular function: glutaminyl-peptide cyclotransferase activity. NCBI's taxonomy places the organism in Eukaryota, Apicomplexa, Conoidasida, Eugregarinorida, Gregarinidae. The transcript has 2 exons. The record is from RefSeq and is a predicted model, not a curated record.
AUGAGUAUAUUCACUUUCAUCGCAUUCCUGGCCGCCGCUCGUGGUUUAUCGCAUUACAGCCUCGACCCUCGGAGUGUUGCUGUGUUCCCUCACUACCAGUCCCCUUUUACCCAAGGAUUGUUUGUUUUGUCGAGUGAGAGUCCUGCGGGCGGGAAGGCGUCGGUUGGCCGUUGUUUGACGGGGUGUUUGGAGUCGUUGUCGGGGGAGUCGUUAUCGAGAGGGAAGCCGAGAACGUCGGUAUGUUACGUGGAGUGUCUGAGGUCGCAUUCUUUAUGUUUGUAUGAGUCUGUGGGAGGUUAUGGUACUUCCGAGUUUCGUGUGAUUCGUGAUUUUGAGGAAGGUGUGCCGGAGUCGAGACUAUCCUUUCCUAGUACAGUGUUCGGUGAGGGAUCAGACUUGGUGCAUAGCAAUGAGACUCACCACCACUUCCUAAUGGGUACGUGGCGGUCCAAGGUGAUUUAUCUGUUGUCACAGUCAAGAGAGGGUGGCCCAGUGUCUCUGGAACGCACCAUCAAGAUGAGACAGCAUCGAGAACUAUGGGGUGUGGCGGCAGACAGCUUGAGUCAACGAGUCUGGAUUACGACCGGGGAAAGCGAAGUCUAUACUUACAGGGCCGGCGACUUUCUGAAGGAUGAAAAUCCCAUUCCUAUCAAUGUAGUCACUCUUCGUUGCGAUGGACAACCUAUAAAGCGGGUCAACGAAUUAGACUAUGACAAAUCCACUGGCACUCUCUGGGCUAAUGUCUGGUUCUCUUCACUGCUGUACCAAUUCGAUCCCGACUCUGGCAAAUGUCUCGCCAAACUCGAUGUCGAAGACUCAGACCCACGCAUCAAGAAAAUCGCCAAGGCCAACCAGUCCAAUAUCAACUCCGUCUGGAACGGAAUUGCCACCCUCGGAGACCGCUGGCUCAUUUUCACGGGCAAACUCUUCCCCUACAUAUUCAUCGCAAGAUACACACUCUAA